CUACUGUGAAAUUUGAAUAACGAGAGGUGGCGCAACUACAUAGGCAACUUCGACUACUUAAUCGCCACCGUGGUGCCUUUCUUCUUAUUCGAGCUUUCACCUCGUGUAAACCAUCUGCUAUGUAUCCGUCACGUCUCGGAGCAUCAAAGACUGAAUUAGCUCAGGUUUUGUGCUCUACCAUCAACCCUAUCAUCAUUAGAUGCUGCAUCUCAAGCUUUGGCUACUCCUACUCUGUCAAAUAAUUGACCUUCCCAAAAAGGCUCAUGCAAAGCAGCAAUGCCGACUUCAGCUUAAUAACGCUAUAGCGACUGCACCAUCCAUUCCAACAAGUGUUGUACCAGCGUCACCAAACUCUUCUACUCCAUCUUCAAGUACCAAUUCUACGAGCCCUACACCUAGUCGCACGCCAUUCAACUACAGUGAAGGACCCGUUCGCGGUGUCAAUCUCGGAGGCUGGUUUGUUCUCGAACCCUGGAUAACCCCGAGCAUCUUCGAGGCAACCAAUGACGAGACAGUAGUCGAUGAAUAUACGCUUGGAAUGAAGACGAAGAAUUAUAACGAAACGUUGGCAAUGUUACAAAACCACUGGAACACGUGGAUCACCGAAGACGAUUUUAUCGCGAUAAAUGAAGCUGGCUUGAACCAUGUUCGAAUACCGCUCGGAUAUUGGUCUGUACCUCUACCUUCAUCAGCAACCAAUACGAGUACUUCGAUCUCACCUUACAUCCCUGGUGCAUGGCCAUACCUCCUCCGAGCACUCAAUUGGGCAGCGGCACACAACGUACACGUCAUACUAGAUCUACACGGAGCUCCAGGCAGCCAAAAUGGUUAUGACAACUCAGGACAACGAACUUCUGAUCCUCAAUGGGCUUUGAACACACAGAACGUGACGAGAUCGAUCGACACGUUGGUCUAUAUUGCUCAACAAAUCGGCGGAAUGAUAGAUAUACUGGAACUGGUGAACGAAUCUGCAGGGUUUUUGUCAAGUGAAUGGGCCAGUGUGACGCGCUCGUUCUUCUCCAACGGGUAUACCGCGGUCAGAAAUGCAGUUGGAGAUACCUUGAAUAUCAUGAUCGGGGAUGCGUUUCUUGGGGUGGAUGCCUGGGACGGAUUCCUGACUUACCCUAGUGGUGUGAAUGCCUUGAUGGACAACCAUGAAUACCAAAUAUUCAGUAUACCAGAACUGCAACGAUCGUUUAGUGAUCAUCUCGCUUUUACAUGCACAAUCAGGUCUACCAUAUCAUCUUUCGCCGCCGCCAAUAUCUGGACCAUCGAGGGCGAGUGGUCGACCGCCCCCACUGAUUGUGCUCUUUGGCUCAACGGUAGGGGAGUUGGAGCUCGCUGGGAUAACUCUUACAACGGCGGUGCUUCUAACGGUUCGUGCAAUGGCUGGACAGGAAAUUAUACCUCGUUUUCCAGCGAGUAUAAGACAUUUUUGCGACAAUACUGGGAGGCCCAAGUUGACAUUGGAGAAAGUGCUCAAGGCUGGGUAUAUUGGGCGUGGAAGACGGAAAGUGCGGACGAGUGGAGUUAUCAAAAGGGCUUAGAAGGUGGUUGGAUACCUGCAGAUCCGACGCAAAGGAUGUACCCUGAUCCCUGCUCAAACUCAUCCGGGACCUGAAAUAUGAAUGAAAAUUGGAAUUUUUCAUCGACGAGAUCCCUUUCUACAUCGUUCCUUACACAUAUCUUUAUCGCGUUCAUUGCUUUACAAUUAGAGUUAGAUAUAACACAGUUCUUGGUCCAUAUAAUCGUACAACAUCUAU
Messenger RNA from Lentinula edodes (shiitake mushroom), 1763 nucleotides. Its product is annotated as glycoside hydrolase family 5 protein. Gene Ontology annotation, cellular component: cell surface; extracellular region. Gene Ontology annotation, biological process: glucan catabolic process. NCBI's taxonomy places the organism in Eukaryota, Fungi, Basidiomycota, Agaricomycetes, Agaricales, Omphalotaceae. Gene Ontology annotation, molecular function: beta-glucosidase activity. The transcript has 11 exons. The record is from RefSeq and is a predicted model, not a curated record. Bases 200 to 1621 code for a protein of 473 amino acids.